Messenger RNA from Dothidotthia symphoricarpi CBS 119687, 1965 nucleotides. RefSeq lists its product as uncharacterized. NCBI's taxonomy places the organism in Eukaryota, Fungi, Ascomycota, Dothideomycetes, Pleosporales, Dothidotthiaceae. The record is from RefSeq and is a predicted model, not a curated record. The coding region runs from base 1 to 1965 and encodes 654 amino acids. The transcript has 4 exons.
AUGGCUGUCAAAGACGUGUGGGAACAAGGUCUCGGCGGUGCCGGAUGGGGAGUGCUUAUCAGUGGUGAAUCGAUGCCUGCCUUGAACCGGCUUCCUCAGCCACAGCCACGCCCGAGCCGGUUACUCCAAACAUUGCGCGCGCACAGUCGUCCUGCUGCUCCUGUUUAUCCAAGACGUCAAACAAAGGCCCCUUUUACGCUGAAACGGGCAAUCUUGACCGCAAGUCGCUGGUGUGCGCGCUCAGACACACACGCCCCCGGCCGUCGACACAAUCGGAGAGGGAAGUGGGGUCUCGUUGGGGUCCUAUUGCAUUCCACCAUCUGUCCACACUGCGGGUGCCAUAAUUUUGGGGGACCCGGCUUAGCAGACGCCUCUCACACACUUUCUGAUAUCGCCUGCCCUGCAUCCAUCCCUUGGAGCCUUGACCCGAGCCUUGACCUGCGCCUGAACCAGCACCUGAACCUGAACCUGACCAGCCGCAUCAUCAGUCCGACACACGGGGCUGUGCAACCCUGCAACCAAGCAACACCAAGCACCACCACGACUCAUCCACUGCCAGGUCUGGCUGACGAACCGAUUACCCUCGUCCGUCCCUCUCCGCAGCACCGGCACUCGAGCAACAUCACGGGCUCCCUCCCCAAGCCGCGGCCGCACGCGCACUCGGUGUCGAUGGCGUCGCUGAACCCGGCGCAUCGCGUCACGCGCAGGAAGAGCAUGAGCUCGACGGCGGGCAGCAAUGUUGCGGCUCUGGCUGCGGCGGCCAAGGGCAUGUCGGGGGCGCCGCUGGAGAGCCCCUCGGCCAUGGCAGGCACCACGACGACGACCAGCAGCUCGCGCCGCAUGUCCAAGCCCGCGCUGCAGUUCCGCGGGCCCAGCGUGUCCCUACACCCGCCCAUGGGCUCGAGCAUGCCCGGCCACGGCUCGCCCUUCAGCCCUGGCAGCUACAGCGCGGCGGCCAGAGGUGAAGCCCUCACUGACGGGCCCGCCCUGGCGUCCAUGCCCGAGCACGAGCAGGCCGGCGCCAAGUCGAGGACACGGCGGGCCAGCGAGGGCUCGCGGCUGGCCAAGGGCGACGGCAGUGGCAGCAGCAGCAAGCGCACAAGCGGCAGCGACCUGCGAUGUGAAAAAUGCGGCAAGGGAUACAAGCACAGCAGCUGUCUGACCAAGCACCUUUGGGAGCACACGCCCGAGUGGCAGUACACGUCCAAGCUGCUCAUCUCCAAGCACCAGCAGGUGCAGCUCCUCGAGGCCGCCUCCGUCCUCGUCGCCAUGAACAAGGAGAGCGACGCGGGCGACAGCGACCACUCGUCUGCCUCGCCCGCGGCCUCGGCUUCGUCUGGCUUGCGUGACGGGUUGAGCUCCACUGAAACUACCCCGCCCCCGCAACUCGACGACCAUGCCGUGGGGUCGUUCCGCUCGCAAUUUGCAGCCCGCUCCGUCAAGCGCUACUCGGCCACCAGCUCCGCUUACGGCCAAUCUUACCAGUCGACCGUCUUUUCCGACAAUGGCAACGCCGGCCACUUUCGCCAUUGGAGCAACGUGUCCGAUCGCCCGACCACCUCGGGCACCUCGCUUGCCGGCUCCUAUCACGAUGACGGCACCAACGACCCUUCGGACCUUGCUGCCGCCGUCGGCCUGCUGAGCUGCUCCUACGGCACGCCCACCUCGGGUCCUGUUGCGCUGCCGUCGGACGUGCCACCCGUGCCGCCGCUACCUGCCAAGUUUUUGAGCUUCAGCGCGAGGACCCUGUCAGGCAACACCAUCGUGACACCGCAGCAGUCUAGCAUGCGCAACAGCUACCGCUACCACAGCGAGAGCAAAGACGUUGACGUCGAUGUCGAUGUUGAUGUCGACAUGGACGACGACCAGUUUGCAGAUGAAGAAGACUACCGCCAGUCCAACUCGCGCAGUCGCGGCCGCGCAGACGAAGACGACGACGCUUUCUUCGGGAGGAUGGAGGAGUAG